AUAAAGGGCCGCAGCGGUGGCGAGGGCGUCGAUUCUGCGCUCACCCUUAGCGAAGGACGCAUCAGCAGGCAACCCGCGGCACACCACAGCGCUCACUCGCUCCACGACCUCUGCAGCUUCUUCGUCUCGCCACUCCAAUCAACUCACGCCUGAAAGACUAAAAUGGCCAGCUCGAGCUCAUCCCUGCGUCAUCUGCUGGUGGCCUGCGCCCUUCUGGCGGUGGUGGCCGUUUUGCUGAGCCCUACAGAGGCCCGCUACCUGCCCACCAGGGGCCAGGACGACCGCCUCGACAGACUGCGAGAGCUCCUCAAGGACUUGUUCGAGGGUGAUCUGGAAAGGAACGCGGCUGCCAAUGCAUACGAGAAGCGCUAUUUCUUCAAGCGGGAGAUCAGCCCUGAAACUGCUGAAGGCUCUAAGCACUUCGACGAGCCAAACACAAAGGAACGUCUCUUGAUGUCUCAUUAAACCCCAACAGCACUCCCCUAAUUAUAAAAAUUACACAAUGUCCAGUAACUACGAUUUCAAACUAAACAUUUGUCGUUGAGAAAUUUUCUGUUUGAUCGAGUAGAAGCUUUCAUUUUAUAAUUACUUAACAAUUAGCUUAUUCGUACUUAAUUGUGCUAUUAUUAGACUGAUUUCCAUUAAUACACCAGUUUGAAAUCGACGGCUGCUAGACGUGACUCCAAAGUUUACGACUUCUUCAAUUACUCUCAUUAAGAUAUCUCUAUAUCGACUAAACAUUCCAGGAGGAAAAAACAAUUAUCUUGAUAAAUGUACACAAAUGAAAUCUCGUGUCUAUUUUGACGGACCGGCGGCUGCAACUCUGAACCUCUAACCGCUCCCAUAUCAAAAGAAUCAUUCGACCUAUUGGAGAAAGAGUGGCUGGGUCAAGUUCCGAGUUGCGGCGCCUCUGUUAUUUUUUGAAACGUGUCUUUUCGUCCGACCGACCUUAUCUCUCUGUCUUUCUCUCUUUCCAUUUUCGUCGUGAUGUAAUUGCUGUGUGUAAAACCGGGUAGUAGUGCUGCAUCAACAAUAAGCGCGCAAUUACUCUAUUACAAUAAAUACAUAUAAUAUCUGUUGCCCACAUCUGGUUUGUCCGAGUCAGUUAAUGAAUAAAGACAUUGCGUUACACUGUAUAUAGCACCUUCA
Cloeon dipterum is the source of this 1149-nucleotide messenger RNA. RefSeq lists its product as uncharacterized. NCBI's taxonomy places the organism in Eukaryota, Metazoa, Arthropoda, Insecta, Ephemeroptera, Baetidae. The transcript has 3 exons. The coding region runs from base 163 to 465 and encodes 100 amino acids. The record is from RefSeq and is a predicted model, not a curated record.